Messenger RNA from Triticum dicoccoides, 632 nucleotides. Its product is annotated as histidine-containing phosphotransfer protein 2-like. Gene Ontology annotation, biological process: phosphorylation; phosphorelay signal transduction system; cytokinin-activated signaling pathway. Bases 1 to 333 code for a protein of 110 amino acids. Gene Ontology annotation, cellular component: cytoplasm; nucleus. NCBI's taxonomy places the organism in Eukaryota, Viridiplantae, Streptophyta, Magnoliopsida, Poales, Poaceae. The transcript is spliced from 5 exons. Gene Ontology annotation, molecular function: histidine phosphotransfer kinase activity; protein histidine kinase binding. The record is from RefSeq and is a predicted model, not a curated record.
AUGGCCUAUUCUGUUGGCAUAGUGAGUCGCUUCAUGGAAGCACCGACAAUGGAACAUUGGGCAGCUGUGGAAAUUAUACUCAGGAACCUGCCCGAUGUGGACUUCGACAUGGUGCGCGAACUGGUGCAUCAGCUCAAGGGGACCAGCUGCAGUGUUGCUGCUAAGAAAGUUAACCUUUCAUGUGUGCACUUCUGCCAAUUCUACGAGGCAAAGUGCAAAGAAGGGUGCCGCAUGGCAUUGAAUCUUCUUAGGAAUGAGUUCUAUGAUGUGCGUGACAAGCUAGAGACCAUUAUGCAGUUGGAGCAGCAGAUUGCAGCCUUGGGUCCUAAGUAGCAGUAAUCGAAGCCAAAAAAGCAUAGCCCCAUGUGACCUGGCACGAUGGGGUGUAUGUAUCUCUGAAGAUGUAGGCAAUAUUCAGUGGUAGCUGGGCUUUGGAGGGGCCUCAUCGAAUAAUAUGAUAAUUCUUGUUUCGGCACUCCGCGAUCGCGAUCACCCUGCAGAUGGAACUUGCGGUCUUAUUUGUCGAUGUCUUUGUCUGUCAAAUAUAUAUACUUGUGCCUCGUGGAUGGCCCACGGACUGGGCAUAAACUCUAUACUUGGUUGUUUGCUUUUUGGCUUGGUUUUGUUGUAUG